This is a messenger RNA of Achroia grisella, 2952 nucleotides long. RefSeq lists its product as uncharacterized. Gene Ontology annotation, molecular function: nucleic acid binding. NCBI's taxonomy places the organism in Eukaryota, Metazoa, Arthropoda, Insecta, Lepidoptera, Pyralidae. Bases 1 to 2952 code for a protein of 983 amino acids. The record is from RefSeq and is a predicted model, not a curated record. The transcript is spliced from 3 exons.
AUGGCAGAGUUUUUAAUGAGCGAAGCCGAUCUCAUGACCCGACGUCUGCGAAUAGCAUCACCAACGAGACGAACGAGCGCGCUACCCACGAAGCAGCCCCCGAAGCAACCCACUAGGCAACCCAUACCGAAAGCAACGAUGUCGGCACCUCGGCGACAGAUGACGGAUCGUGGCGCGGCCGUAUACGCCGCCGUAGAAAAGAGCGAACAGAGUACCGAAUGUCUCUGUUGCGGCGCCGCACACGUAACGCCGAAGUGUAAGAAGCUGAACGACAUGUCGUUAUCGGACAGAUGGGAGUGGGCGAAAACAAAUAAGAUGUGCUUCCAAUGCAUGAACAGCACGCACAGAAGGUUCAAGUGUAAGGCACGCAAAUGUGGUGUGAGAGAGUGUCGUAAGCCACACCACGCCCUGCUGCAUCCUCCAGAAGAGCCGCUUAAGCGGCAGGAGGACACCGCGAUUACAAGCCGCAGCACGCUUGCCAGAGAACAGCCAAGUGUUGUUAAAGAUCGCAGAACAGAUCGGAGCCGAAGGUCCGACGCGAUCUCUGAGAAUUCAUGGGAAUCGAGCUGGCACGAAGCCUCAAGCCGAGUGGCUGAUGUCAUCAUCAGAGGGCGACACCAUACGGACGAAGAACACUCGGUGAGGGCGCGUACGAUCCGGGAUCUCACCCUAGGAACGCAGCGAGUGAACCCGGAAAUACUCGCGUACGGACACCUGCGACAACUCACUUGCGAGCAAGUGUGCUACGAAGAUGCCAGACCCAAGGUCUUGAUCGGGUCAGACAACUGGCAUCUGAUUGUUACGCGGAAGCUGCUCACAGGAAGGCACAAUCAACCCGCAGCGUCGCUGACACGACUGGGAUGGGUCAUCCACGGAACGGUACCCAGAAGUGUCGUGGAAGACGAGGAACAUGUCCUCCACGUGCGGUUGACACAGCGCAACGCCGAGCCAGACAUGCGGCAUAUAGAGGGCAUAAUAAAAGCGCAUUACGACAUCGACGCGUUGGGUAUAUCGUCGAAGAGAUUACCCAUCGCUAAGGAGGAGCGCGCCGUCGCCACAUUCAACCGCACAGCGACGAGAGUGGAUGGGCGAUACGUCGUAGGAUUGCCGUGGGAGAGAGAUAACGUCGUUCUACCUCCCAGCUACGACAUGGCAGCGAGCCGACUGAGGGGAAUAGAGCGGCGGAUGGAUCGCUCUACGGAAUUCCGGCUGGCGUAUACCGCGGAGAUAAACAAGUUGUUGGACAAGGGUUACGCCGAGAAAGUAACCGACGACCGGUUCAACAACGACCGCGCGUGGUACCUUCCCCAUUUCGGAGUGACGAAUCAGAAUAAACCCGGAAAGCUGCGACUCGUAUUCGACGCCGCGGCCCGUUCGAAGGGAAUGUGCUUGAACGACGUACUGCUGGAUGGGCCAGAUAUGCUACGGUCGCUUAACGGUGUGUUAUACCGUUUCCGCGAGAAGCCCGUAGCUAUCACGGCAGACAUACGAGAGAUGUUCCUGCAGAUUAAGAUACGGGAAGAAGAUAGAGCAGCACAACAGUUUCUGUGGCGAGGAGAUGACAGGAUUAACCCGCCGCAGAAAUACGUAAUGACCUCAAUGAUUUUCGGGGCGAGGAGCUCACCGUUCAUCGCACACAGCGUUCGAGACAGGAACGCGGCAGAGCACCGAGAGUCGCACCCGUCAGCGUACACCGCCAUAACAAGGAACCACUACAUGGACGACUGGUUCGAUAGCUUUGACUCCGAAGAGGAAGCAGCCCGCGCCAUUCGAGAGGUAGUAGAGGUUCAUGGCGGGAUAGGAUUCACGCUGGCGGGUUGGAAUACAAACCGACCGAGCCUGCUAGAGAAUGUGACCGAAGACCAGCUGGCGUUCAACACCGGCAUGCCACGCGUCCCACGAGAAGUGAAGCACGGCACGCGGAUACCGACGAAAAGGGAAGCCUUAGGAGCGGUGAUGUCAUUGUUCGACCCGCUCGGGCUGCUGAGCCCUUACACCAUCACGGCAAAAAUCAUCUUGCAGGCGCUGUGGGUGCAGAAGGUCGAAUGGGAUGACUCUCUGCCCGCCGAGGAAGCGCGGAUGUUCCAGGAAUGGAGAGAUGACUUAGCCUAUAUAGAGGAACUGAGAUUGCCGCGAUGGUAUGGCACGAACGACAGCCAACGGUCGCAACUGCACGUAUUCACGGACGCAAGCGAACAGGCAUAUGCCACAGCCGCGUAUUGGAGGACGGAACGCGAGGAUCGUAGCGUUAACGUCGUCCUGGUAGCAGCCAAAGCGAGGGUAGCGCCCAUGAAAGCGCAGAGUAUACCCCGGAUGGAGCUUCAGGCGAGCCUGAUUGGAGCCCGACUGGCCGCUGACAUAUUGAAAGAACAUAGUCGCGAGGCCGAAGUCUUCCUAUGGACGGACUCGAAAACGGUGCUACACUGGAUAAGGAACGACACCGUCAGAUAUACUCCAUACGUGGCUCAUCGUUUGGCAGAAAUCGCCGAACUGACGAAACCGACACAGUGGCGCUGGGUACCGACUGCCCACAACGUAGCCGACGACGCGACCCGCGCGGGAUACACACAAAUGACCGCUGCCGACAGAUGGUUUGUCGGGCCGGCAUUUCUGUACGCUCCGGAGCAAGAAUGGCCUCAUGAGAGCGAGCCCGUCCCAGCAGAGAUGGUAGCACACGUCCGGGAGGAGACAGAACCCGUGAUCGACAUUGCACGGUUCUCUUCAUAUGACCGAGUGAGGAGGACCAUGGCGCAAGUGCUACUGUUCGCAGAUAAAUGCAGGCGACGGGCACAGAAGCUAGGCACAGAGCAUUUCGCCAAAGCGGAGCAACUAAUAAUACGGCAGGCGCAACAGGACAGUUUCCCGAAGGAAACGCGGUGUCUACGCGAAGGAAAGACCGUAGAAGGACAAGUCGUCUGUUCCGCCUGGAUCCCGUUUACAAGGAUGGCAUAA